AUGUGCAAUCGCUGUGUAAAUGAGCUGACGAAAUGUAAACACAGCAAUGGAGUGAGAUGUCGGAGCUCUGAAGAGGAUGAGGAUGGUUCGGCAACAAUAGCAAAAAGAGAUGAAUCACUCAGUUGUGAGCAAUGUGGCAAGACUUUUGUCACAGCAACAAAGCUAAGAAUUCACAAAUGUAUUCACACUGUGGACAAACCAUUCAGCUGUGAUCAGUGUGAAAAGGCUUUUACUACCAAGACUCUGUAAAGCCAUCAACUCAUUCACAGUGGAGUGAAACCAUUCAGCUGUGAUCAGUGUGGAAAGGCUUUUACUAAGAAGAGUCACUUAAAAAGCCAUCAACUCAUUCACAGUGGAGUAAAACCAUUCAGCUGUGAUCAGUGUGGAAAGGCUUUUACUAAGAAGAGUCACUUAAAAAGCCAUCAACUCAUUCACAGUGGAGUUAAACCAUUCAACUGUGAUCAAUGUGGAAAGGCUUUUACUACCAAGACUGUGUUAAAAAGCCAUCAACUCAUUCACAGUGGAGUUAAACCAUUCAGCUGUGAUCAGUGUGGAAAGGCUUUUACUACCAAGACUGUGUUAAAAAGCCAUCAACUCAUUCACAGUGGAGUGAAACCAUUCAGCUGUGAUCAGUGUGGAAAGGCUUUUACUAAGAAGAGUCACUUAAAAAGCCAUCAACUCAUUCACAGUGGAGUUAAGCCAUUCAGCUGUGAUCAGUGUGGAAAGGCUUUUACUGACAAGAGUACGUUAAGAAGUCAUCAACUCAUUCACAGUGGAGUUAAACCAUUCAGCUGCGAUCAGUGUGGAAAGGCUUUUACUGACAAGAGUACGUUAAGAAGUCAUCAACUCAUUCACAGUGGAGUUAAACCAUUCAGCUGUGAUCAGUGUGGAAAGGCUUUUACUCAGAAGAGUGAUCUAGCAAGACAUCAACUCAUUCACAGUGGAGUUAAACCAUUCAGCUGUGAUCAGUGUGGAAAGGCUUUUACUGACAAGAGUAAUCUAACAAGUCAUCAACUCAUGCACAGUGGAGUUAAAUCAUUCAGCUGUGAUCAAUGUGGAAAGGCUUUUACUCACAAGAGUAAUCUGACAAGUCAUCAACUCAUGCACAGUGGAGUUAAAUCAUUCAGCUGUGAUCGAUGUGGAAAGGCUUUUACUCAGAAGAGUAAUCUAGCAAAACAUCAACUGAUUCACAGUGGCGUUAAACCAUUCAACUGUGAUCUGUGUCGAAAGGCUUUUACUCGGAAGAGUGACUUAAAAAGUCAUCAACUCAUUCACAGUGGAGUUAAACCAUUCAACUGUGAUCAGUGUGUCAAAACCUUUACUCAUCAUGAACAGUUGUUGAUCCAUCAAUGCCCCCAUUCUGGUAGAAAGCGGUACCACUGUGACUCCUGUGAAAAAACUUUCAAGCACCAACAGAGCUUAAAAUGUCACCAACGCAUCCACACUGGACAUGAUGUGUGGAUAUGUGAUCACUGUGGCGAACUAUUUGUACGGUACUCACAGUUAAAAGCUCAUGAAGUGACCCACACUGGGGUGAAACCAUACCUUUGUGACCAGUGUGGGAAGCGCUACAGCUACAUUGGAUACCUCAAAGUUCACCAACGUGUCCACACUGGGGAGACACCAUACAGAUGUGAUGAGUGUAAGAAGACUUUUACAACUUUGGGUUCCCUGAAACAACACCAGCAGAUCCACACCAGAAAGAAAGCAUUCAAUCAGUGUCACAGUGAGCAGAACGGAACAGAUGGACAAAACUCUCAGACUUGUCAGCACUCUUCCAAUGGUGAACAGUGCUGCUUUGACCAGUCUGGACCAACGUCCAACCAGCAAGGAACCCUACAAUGACACCAGCGUAUGCACACUGGACACAGACUGAAUCCCUGCCAAGAAGAUUUCUUCAUGCAGGGUUCAGUAAAAGUUCAUGAAGUCCUCCACAAACUUAAAGUCUUUGAGAUCCAGCUUCACAGAAUUCAGGUCUAAUUUCUUGUUUAGUGUCUUCGUUGCUUCGUUGCAAAAUCCAUUAAGAGGAAAGCUCUCAUUAACAGAUUUGACUGGUAAAUUAAUUAAAGCAUUCAAAGUGGUUACUCAGUUAAAUGAAUUAUCAGUGGCAGAGGGAUAGAUGUCUGGAUGGAGGCAGUGAGCAGCAGGGUGAAUUUCCUGGAUUACUAGCUUCAUCGUUCCUCAAAUCCCUCUGGGCUGCAGGAACCCGUUAGAUGCAGAGCUGGUUCAGUGAUUCUCUGAUGAUUAAUCAUAAUUAAUUUAGGAGAUUACUGGCCUUAGGAUUCAUAUUUAUCUAUCUAUCUCUCGAUCUCUCUCUAUCUCUCUCUCUCAGGACAUUGAUGAAGAAUCUCUAAUAUUGAACAAGUAGAUCAAAUAAUCUCUAUGUGCGAGAUGAAAUAUGAAGUGUUCUAUGAAAAGUCCAAUGUUUGAAAGCUGACAUGUAGUUUAGAAUCAUUUUUUUGUAAAUUAGCUGCAUCCAGCAUUUUUAUAACGGCACAUUUUCAUGCUUUGACAGAUACAGUGAGGGAAAAAAGUUUUCAGACACCCAGAAAAUUUUUACACCAUCUUAAAUGUUAUCAUGAAAUAUUUGUUAGUCUUUUUUUGUGUGUUUCUAAGGGUGUGGCUGCAUCAGACAGACACAAAUACAAAUAUUAUUUUUGUUUGUUGUUUACAAGACAAACAAGCAAAACUAAAUUCUGCCAAAUUUCUCAUUUUAUGGAACCAGUCAGUUUUCAGUUUUUAAAUGUCUUUUUUAGAAUGUGUUUAGUUUUAUGAUUGUACUAAAAUAAAUGACUCUUGAAGACCUCAAAGUGAUUGUUAAUGCAGUAUUUCACAAAUGUAUGGGAUGUCCAAAAACUUUUUUCCACUGCUGUAUUUAACAACAAUCUGAUGUGCUGAUGUUAGCAAGACAAACAAGUGAAGGUUUCAGGCUUUUAUCUAGAAUUCAGGGCUUAAAGUUUUCCGGCGCAUGGAAAUGUACCAUUUAAAAAAUUUCAUCCAUCUCCGUCCCGAAGGCUCCAACCAUGUGCGUCAUUGUGCAUUCAGUUGCUCCGCUUUAAUCAAUCAAACUCCAAAUCCUACAUUAAAAAAUACACACCUUCUGUCCAGGCAUGCGACUUUCUGAUAGAACUUUUAUCCAAUCACAGUUUUCUAACUGCGAGUGUGCAUCGACUGCUGGGUGCACGAUAUGCUGUGCCCUCUUGGUUCGGCAUCGUCAGUGCUGCUGAGCCACUGAUAAGAAAUAACAGUAUCCCACAAACAAAAUCCAAAUUUGCAAUAUUUGUUGGUGUUUUUUGUGAUUAUAUUUAAAGGGAAUUACUGGAAACACAUUGAUAUAUAUUGCAUAUUAUUUAUUUUAUUUCUGCUUGGACUGUAUACCCAUUCCACGUGUCCCAGCCCUGUGGCUGCCCGGUCUCUCCAGAGCGCAUGGAGCUCCAAUCUGUGAGCGGUGCGGUGAAGAAUCGAGCAGCUGAUCACUGGUCAAUAGCGUUGGAGCUUGUGUUUAGCCCAAAGACGCAAAUACUAAAGUUUGCUCAGACUUUGUGUGACAGAGGAGAGAGGAUGUGUCUCUGCUGAUUAACAAAGAGAGCAGCCGCUGCCGCGAUCCCUGAGCCGCGGUGUGUUGACUCGCCCCAUUGGUGUAAGUGCGUGCCGUGGAGAACUGCAGGAAUACGCAUAGACAUAUAUAAAGAGUAGACGCCGCUCGGGGUGCUGCCGAGAAAUACGGCCGCCAUCUUAGUCCGGUCAGCCGUUCCACUCAGCGCUGUUUGACAGCGCAUUUAAUCCAUCUUAACUCUGAAUAUUAAACUGACUUUCACGCGUUUUUUAUUGUUAUUUUUUGCUGCAAACGUCAUAUGUGUAGCUAUGAUACAGGACAAAUGGUUCUGCGUAUUUUAAUAUUCAUAGCAGGAAUAAUAGACAAUAAUAAUAAUAGGUAAUAGAAUAUUCUGAUAUUAAGCUCGACUGUAGACAUGUAUUUUGCAAACACUGUAAACACACACACACUAAUAUAUGUUGGAGAAGCAGAAAAUGGCAGUAAAGUCAAUUAUUUUAAUAAUUUGAAGAGACAAUGUAUGAUUACACUAUAUAUACAUAAAUAAACCAAAUACUGACUAAUGAACACAGUUUUCUGAUAUAUUGAUUAUAUUGAUACUCCAUACAUGAUUUAUAUAUGUAGUAUGAUUUUCUCUGAUAUAUAACUUUUAUCUAUUAUAUAUGUGAAUGAUGUUGAUACUCCAUCUAUGAUUUAUAUAUAUUCAUUUUCUCUGAUAUAUAACUUCUGUCUAUUGUUUUAUAUAGAACUGUAUUCAUUAGUCAGUCUAUGUCUAUGGGAAUGCACGCCUCAGUGGCGAUGCGCGUGCAUGCCCCACAGUCCCCAUGGUUUCGCCACAAAAUAAAAACAAACGGGCUUAGGUAUUGAAUUAAAAAAAGUAACAAAAACAGAA
Molecule: messenger RNA, 4445 nt
Organism: Acanthochromis polyacanthus (spiny chromis)
Lineage: Eukaryota; Metazoa; Chordata; Actinopteri; Pomacentridae
Product: gastrula zinc finger protein XlCGF26.1-like
Cellular component (GO): nucleus
Source: RefSeq, a predicted model, not a curated record